Octopus sinensis (East Asian common octopus) is the source of this 5855-nucleotide messenger RNA. RefSeq names its product sodium- and chloride-dependent taurine transporter. The coding region runs from base 736 to 2535 and encodes 599 amino acids. The transcript is spliced from 17 exons. The record is from RefSeq and is a predicted model, not a curated record. Gene Ontology annotation, cellular component: membrane. Gene Ontology annotation, biological process: sodium ion transmembrane transport. NCBI's taxonomy places the organism in Eukaryota, Metazoa, Mollusca, Cephalopoda, Octopoda, Octopodidae.
GAAAUCAUAUUUCUGCUUUAUUUUACUUUCAGCGUGUCACUUUACCUAUCCUUCGAACAUUCCCCCAGCCUCCAACAGCUAGCUUCACCACUUCUUCCAUCGUAAAUUCCAUCCAGAGACGAGCGUUCGAAUCCUCAGCGACGCCGCCACUGGCCGCGAAAAACAACACGAGCAUCGCUGACGACGCAUGCGCAGACAAGACAGAAUAACGAUUUAACUGGAACUGGAUUCUUGCGAGUUUGGAAUAAGAGCUGAGGUUAGAGUUCAUCAGGCGGUAGUGAUAGGAAGAGGAGGUGAAGAGAGGAAGGAAGAGGGAAGGAAGAAGAAGUAGAAAGACGUGAAGCUAAAGCAAGCAGUCAAGUACUAAAGUGAUUCUCUCUCAUCGUAUUGAGUUAUAAAAUUUUUUCUUCGACAGCUUAAUGAAAUUUCUGGAUUCUGUACACUGUAUAAGAAAACAACAAAUGAAGUGCUGAAAGAUUGCAGGUGAGUAAUUUUUAUACCAACUGAAGCGAAAAGGUUACAUAAUCCAAUAUUGUAUGAAAUAACUUGACUGCCCCAGAUUACAUUGAGGAAUUACCAGCACCAUUGUAAGGUGCUGUCGACAAGUGCAUUUACUAAUGUCAAAUUGAUGGUCUCCAAGUGUCAGUAAAAAGCAAGUACUGACCUUGGGGGACACUAAACCUCCUACAAAACUUGCUAAUUUGUGCCAAGUAAACAUACUCCCAUCAUUUCAGUAUGGCUGAUGGAGAAACAUAUAAACCACAAUGGAAUUUGGUAGAGUUCACAUUACUCUCAAUUUUUCCUAUUCAUCUUUCAUUCCUUCACAUACAUAAAGAUUUGUCAGUGAUAAUUCAUUUCAUAUUUUUAUCAGUGCUUUGUAUUCCCCCCUUGUUUCUACAGCUGAAAUUAGGGGGACACUUACAAAAAGGAAUUGUGGGAAUGCUCUCAACCUAUUUUCCUAUAUGGAAAGGUGUAGGCAUUGCAGCAUUAGUGCAUUUAAUGUUAAUUUGUAUAUACCAAGGUCCUGUCGUAGCAGAGGUGGCAAGUUAUAUGUUCAUAUCUGUAGCUCAGCAGCCAUAUUUAUGGGGAACUUGUGACAAUUCAUGGAAUACAAAUUACUGUUCUCCAGGUGUUGUAAGUUCUAUAACUGGUUUGCCAGAAAUGACAAAGAGAUCAGCAUAUGAAUUCUAUACGUUUGAAUUCUGGCAGAUUACUGAUGGUAUUGAUCAUGUUCAUGGAUUCCCGCAUUGGAGAUUCACAGAAACAGUCAGUCGGAUGACUGUACCUAUGUUGCCUAUUGCAUCUGCAUCAGUUUGGCUCCUGGUACUAUUGAUGGUAGCACUUGGCGGACGUGUCUUUGGUUGGAUUUUAGCUGUUGUUACUCCUAUUGCAAUCUCCUGUACACUGGUUGUAUUAGGUUAUGGACUUGCACGCUUAGAUCAAGAACCUACAAAAGACAUGCUGAAACUUAUUUUUACAAUACCAGAUUUUAAACUAAGUCAUUUUACAUCUGAAGAUAUCUUUACAAAAUGCAUGAGUUCUUUCGUACACAUUCAAAUGGCCUUACCAUUAUGGUUUGGAAUUGCUCCAACAAUGGGUAAAAUGACAGGCUUUGGAAAAAUUCAUAAAAAUGUAACAUGGUUAUUAAUGAUACUGAUGUAUGGUGUCUUCUGGAUGCUGCCUACAUUAACUAUGGCACCCUAUCUUGGCAAUCUAAUACAAAAAUCUCAAGCAAUACUUAGUGAUGUUCCUCUUAGUGGUUAUCCUCUCAUUUUUGAUACCAUGGCUACAGCCUUCAGCUAUUUGCGCAUCCCACCUGCAUAUGCCUUGUUAUUCUACCUCUCCAUCUUCUUAUAUCAUGUUUUAUUUCUGUGUGUAGCUAUUCUGACUUUGGUGGACAACAUUAUGGAAUCACUGAUACCAUGCUUGGAGAGAAAUUCCAUCAAUAAGACAUUCAUCAAUGUUGUUGUCACUUUUCUUGUUGUUGGUGUUAUCAAUGCUUUGGGAGUUCCACACACCACAAAUGCUGGACCCUACUUCAAUACCCUAAUGACUGUGUCAUUGGAGCGGCUGGUAUUCUUGGUGGUAGUCCUCACUUUUAUUGGACUUAUUGUGGUCUAUGCAAAGCAGAACUUUUCAUUAGCUGAACGCAUCAUGAUGGGUGUUUGGUUUGCCCUGUCCUGUUUGGCAACUGCUGGUAUUUGGGUUUAUAAAUUUGUUCAUGGCCAAGACGAACUGAAUUACAAAGGCAGUGUAUACUCUGAAACUUGGGAAACUAUUUCAUGGAUUGUAUCUGGUGUACCAUUUGUGUUCGUACUUGUUGGAGCCAUUCAUGCUAUUAUGGUAGGACGUGGUCCCUGUUGUCAGCGUUUCCUUGGGACAUUCCAAGAGUCUUCAAGACAAUCCCGCUUAGACAAUGGAAGGACGUACCAUCGCGCUGAGCCUAGCGCCCCUCCGUAUGUCUACAUGGACGGAGAUGCAUUUCCCUUGGACCAUUUACCAUACAAGUCAGAUCCAGACCUGAACCCAUUGUGAAGGAGAGCUUAUAUUUAAAUUCCAGUUUUUUUUUUUUUACAUCUGGAUGUUGACUAUUUUCACUUUCUUCUUCACAAAUUGCUGCUAUUUAACAUGACAACAACACCAGCAAUGAUAGUAAUAAUUAUCAUUAUUAUUAUUAUAAUAUAUUACUAUUAUUAUCAUCAUCAUCAUCAUCAUUUCUCCCCUAUUUCUUGUUGAUGUUGUUGCCAUGAAAAAUCUACACUGGAGUCUACACCAGUAAUCAAAAAAAAAAAAAAAUGAAAAGAAAAGGAAACCCCCAAUAUGUUCCUAUAUUCAACUCACUUCAUUGAUACUGAAUAUGUUUUCAACUUGCAAAUACUCGUAUUUUUCCACCACUUGGCUCUGUAUUCAUGAAAGAAUUCAUUGGAUCACGUUUAUAUGAUCCUGGUUCAAAGAUGACUUAACAGGGAUUUUUUUUUUAAUUCUAAAUGUUUUGUUCUUUUUUUUGUUUUUUUUCUUUUCUUUUUUUUUAUCAGUUCUGUUGUUCUGUUUCUGGGACCUGUUAGCUGGAUAAGGCCUGUAGGACCACUUUUGGCAGUCUCUGAAAACUAUGGCAUUUACAUUUACAUAGUGUUAUAUUCAGUCUAGCUCCUCUUAUUCCAGAUAACAACACAAUUACCACUUCUGUAUUAUUUCUUGCUUUCCAAAACUGUCCUAGUCUAUCCCUACAUUACUAUGCACAAAAUAUAUGUUAUUUUGUAAGCCUCAUUUCAAAAGGAAAAAAAAAGAAUAGCUAGGACAGAAUCAGUUUAGACAUUCAUUGAAGUAUUGUCUUCCAGUAUCUUUGAUAAAGCCUGUCCCACCUUUCACCAACAUUACCACUUACCCACCCAUCUACUUCAGUAUAAUAGGAAAACAUCAUCUGACUUACUGAUAAUACUUGAUCUUUUUUUUUAGUUUAUCCUGCUUUUCUUUUUAUCCUUUACACCUACAGUUACAUUUUAUAUUAAGUGUUAUUGUUUUAACUUCUUUUUUUUUUUUAUGUUUCAAAUGUUAUGAAUUACAAAAGAGACUUUCAUUUCUGUGAAUGUUUUUUUUUUAUCAUUUUUAUUUAUUUUUUUAGUAAUUAUUGAAGUCAACCAUUGACACUUUAUGUUCAUUUACUGCUGUUUGAAAUGUAUAACCACCCCUCCCUCCCUCUUCUCUCUCUCUCUCUUUAAAAAUCAACUAUUUUUUGCUUAAUUUUACACAUUUUUCUAUGGAAAUAAAUAUUUUACAGAGGCUGCCUGAAUAUGUAUGUAUUUAUGAGUACAUAUAUUACAUACAUUGAAACAUACAUUUAACACAUAUACAAGAAAAUAUUUUCUCAACAUUUCUGUAAAUAACUUGUAAGAAAAACUCCUUUCAGUAAACUAAAUCAGAAUUGUCUUUUUUUCCCCUUUUCUUUUAAUUUGUUUUAAGAAAUAUGACUUAUAACUAUUACAAAACAUCAUCUGUUCACAUACAACAUACAUACAUAUAUAUAUAUAUGCAAAAUUGCACUACUGCAUUUGUACAUUAGUAAUUCUAGAUUUUAUGUACUAUGUGGGGAAAAACCCACUCAGCUGCUAAAAUCAAUCUUCUUAACUAAAGGUUUGAAACUGCUAUAUUCUUGAGACUUGAAGCAUUGUAAGAUUGGCAGCAACUACUGAUAAACAAAAGAUUGUAGUGAUGGUCUCCUGUUAAAACUAUAAAAUCCUACCCAAUUCCUUUUCUCUCAAUGAUUCCAUGAUGUAUUUUCUUAUAAUUAAUCCCCAUUGCAGAUUUCCAUUGAAAAAGGAAGCAUUUAUACCACCUUCUAAUUUUGUUCUACCCUCCCCUACUCUUUUAUUUCUACAAACCAUCAGAUGAUUAAAUCCUCAACAUUACACUUCAUAAUAAUCUUUGUUCUUUGUUCUUAUUUGCUGCAAUAUCUUAAUCUAUUGGAAUAAUAAUAAUAAUAUUAAUAAUGUGAGCCACCUGAUAAUCUGUGAUCAGCUCCAAGAUGUGAUGAAAUUUCUGUCUUCUGUAAUAGUUUAACUUUCUGUUGACAUUGUGCUGUAAUUACAUUUCCUUUAUCUUCUGUUCUUAUUUUUGUUUGUAUGCAUUUAUUUUCCUUGCACCAAACCAAUAUUGCUUUGUCAUUACCAAAUGUUCCUACUGAAUACAACUGCAAUCCCAACCUACCAAUGCCGAUAAUGGAUGGAUAAUUUCUUGUGAACUUUUCUACAUUGUUACAACUCUCUUCUUUGUACAACCUAUACCAUAUUAUCACUCUGUAACAUACCACCACAAUGUAUGUUUGUAUGUAUGUAUGUAACAAUUACAUUGUUAUAGCUUACUAUCACAGGUCACCUUCGGGAGUUGCCUAUGGAUAUUUUUUUAAAUUUUCAGACAAUCUAUAUUCAUUUAUAAACAAUAGUUUGACUGAUUGCAAUCUGAGAUUCUUUGCAAAAGAUGCCUACAAGCCUAGCUGAGCCAUAUCAGUGACCAAGUAGAUAAUGCAAGACAGAGAGAGAGAGGGAGAAAGAGAGAGAGAGAAAGGUUCAUAGACGACUUCUACUAUGUAGCAACUUUAUUCAUGGGACAUUCAUGAAUUAAUUUCCUUUCCUUCUGCUAGAAAUUUAUUUAAGUUUGAUAUAUCAGCAAAUAUAAGAGAUACCUUUUGACUAGUGUGUCAUUAAGAUUAAUGACAUUUCUUCUGCAAUAUCAAAAUUUAAGCUAAUUUCAAACAGUCAAAACCAUUGUAAUUCUCAUGUCAUACACACCACAUAGGAUAGGGCACUGUUUGCUUUCAUUUUUCAGAAUAUAUUGAUACAUUCACACAUACACACACACACACAUACAGUGUCUUGCUCUUGAAGAUUUAUGAAAUAUGUUUGAAAUUUCAAUAGUUACCAACUACGAUGUUGGUACUGUUGUAAUGUGACUUUGUGGAUAUUCACCAUUUCUAGAAUAUUUCUACAUUUUAAAGAAAGCAUUAUCUAUUCAUUGGUUCAUGUAUGUGUGUGAGAAAGAGAGAGAGAGUUAGACAGAUUGUUUGUGUGUAUACUUGUGUGUGUUUAAACAUUUGUAUGUGUAUAUACACACAUGCUGUUAUACAAAGUAUGCAUACUGAUAUAAAAGACAUUGAAAAAGUUAGUGAACUUUUACUGAUUACCUGUGUACACUCACAUAUGUUAUGGCCAGAGCAUUGCUACUGACCCUGGCUCACAUAGGAAAUUUUAAAAAUAUAUAUAUAAAAAAAAUAAACCUGAUUGUUCAACCAGAAGUUUUAAAACAUUCUUUAAUUCUUUGUGAUUUCUAUUCCUGAACCAAAAUAAAAUCUAUUAAACAUU